Lolium rigidum is the source of this 2683-nucleotide messenger RNA. Its product is annotated as subtilisin-like protease SBT1.8. Gene Ontology annotation, molecular function: serine-type endopeptidase activity. The coding region runs from base 1 to 2313 and encodes 770 amino acids. The record is from RefSeq and is a predicted model, not a curated record. NCBI's taxonomy places the organism in Eukaryota, Viridiplantae, Streptophyta, Magnoliopsida, Poales, Poaceae. Gene Ontology annotation, biological process: proteolysis. The transcript is spliced from 2 exons.
AUGGAGGACGCCCAGCUCCUCCUCUGUGGUGUUCUCGUCCUCCUUGUAAGCCACUCGCUUGCCAAUGUCAAUGGUGACUCCGACGUCUCCACCAGCAGCAGCACGAAGACCUACAUCGUGUUCAUGGACCCGUCGAGCAUGCCGGCGGCGCACCCGUCCCCGGCACAUUGGCACGCCGCGCACCUACAGUCCCUGUCCAUCGACCCGGCGCGCAGCCUUCUCUACUCCUACUCCUCAGCUGCCCACGGCUUCGCGGCGGCGCUGCUCCCGCACCAUCUGCCGCUCCUCCGUGGUAGCCCCGGAGUGCUGCAGGUCGUGCCGGACACACUGUUCCAGCUCCACACCACGCGCACCCCUGAGUUCUUGGGGCUGCUCUCCCCGGCUUACCAGCCGGCCAUCCACAACCUGGACGCGGCCUCGCACGACGUGGUCAUAGGGGUUCUUGAUACCGGCAUCUGGCCGGAUUCGCCGAGUCUCGCGGACGGCGACCUACCGCCGCCGCCCGCGCAUUGGAAGGGGGUGUGCGAGGCUGGCGUAGACUUCCCGCCGAGCUCGUGCGGGAGGAAGCUGGUGGGCGCACGGAGCUUUUCGCGGGGCUUCCGCGCCGCGACCGCCGGCCGCGGGAGAAUGGGUGCCGGGAGGCGGUCGGCGCGAGACAGGGACGGGCAUGGGACGCACACGGCGACCACUGCGGCAGGCGCGGCGGUGGCGAACGCGAGCCUCUUUGGGUACGCCACGGGCACGGCACGCGGAAUGGCGCCCGGGGUACGCGUAGCGGCGUACAAGGUGUGCUGGCCGGAGGGGUGCCUCGGCUCUGACAUCCUUGCGGGCAUCGACGCCGCCGUGGCCGACGGGGUGGGCGUGCUGUCCCUGUCCCUCGGCGGCGGCGCCGCGCCCUACUUCCGGGACACCGUGGCGGUGGGCGCCUUCGGUGCUACGGCGGCUGGCGUGUUCGUGGCCUGCUCGGCGGGCAACUCUGGCCCGUCCGGCGCCACGGUCGCCAACUCCGCGCCGUGGGUCGCCACCGUCGGCGCGGGCACGCUGGACCGCGACUUCCCGGCGUACGUCACGCUCCCGACCGGGGCGCGUCUGGCCGGCGUGUCCCUCUACGCAGGUCCCGCCCAGUCCGCCCGCCCCGUCAUGCUCCCUCUCGUUUACGGCGGCAGCGGCGACAAUGCGAGCAAGCUCUGUCUCUCGGGCACGCUGGACCCGGCCUCCGUGCGCGGCAAGAUUGUGCUCUGCGACCGCGGCGUCAACGCGCGUGUGGAGAAGGGCGCCGUCGUGAAGGCCGCUGGCGGCGCCGGGAUGGUGCUGGCCAACACGGCGGCGAGCGGGGAGGAGCUCGUCGCGGACAGCCACCUACUCCCGGCCGUGGCGGUGGGGAAGCUGACCGGUGACAAGAUACGGGACUACGCCGCGCGCGGUGGCAAGCCGAUGGCAAUGCUAAGUUUCGGCGGCACCAUUCUUGGCGUCCGGCCGUCGCCCGUCGUGGCGGCAUUCAGCUCUCGCGGGCCGAACACCGUCGUGCCCGACGUCCUAAAGCCGGACAUGAUUGGUCCGGGGGUGAACAUUCUGGCAGGGUGGACCGGCGUCGCGGGGCCCACCGGGCUCGCCAAAGACGGCCGCCGGACUCGCUUCAACAUCAUCUCCGGGACAUCGAUGUCUUGCCCUCACAUUAGUGGAGUUGCUGCACUCCUCAAAGCCGCACACCCUAACUGGAGCCCUGCCGCCAUCAAGUCGGCACUGAUGACCACCUCAUACAUUGUCGACAACACAAACUCCUCCCUUCGGGAUGCUGCAGGAAGCUUACCUGCAACCCCAUUUGCUUUCGGUGCGGGCCAUGUCAACCCACAGAAAGCGCUCUCUCCGGGCCUUGUAUAUGACAUCUCUACCAACGACUAUGUUGUCUUCCUCUGCUCUCUGGACUACAGUGAGACACAUAUCCGAGUAAUAACCAAGAUGUCCAACAUCUCAUGUCCACGAAAAUCCCGUCCAGGUGAUCUCAACUAUCCAUCAUUUUCAGUCGUUUUCAAGAAGAAACCAAAGCACGUUAUGAGGUAUAGGAGGGAGCUAACCAAUGUUGGUCCAGCAAUGUCGGUUUACAAUGUGAAGGUCAGCAGCCCUGCAUCUGUUAGUGUUACAGUUACACCAUCAAAACUUUUAUUCAAGAAGGUGGGGCAAAAGCAGAGGUACUACGUCACCUUUGAAUCGAAGGCUAGCCCAAGCCACGCAAAACCAGAUUUUGGUUGGAUAUCAUGGGUGGGUAAUGAACAUGUCGUUCGCAGUCCUGUCGCGUAUACAUGGAAGAUGUGAGGACAGCAAGUUCAAGUCUUCAUGAUGUUUUAGUCAUGUUCAGGAGAAGAUGAAAGAUAGAUAGCUUGAUGUAAUUUGCCGAUGGCUUCACAAAGAGAAUCUGCGUGAAGCUCCCAACUGCAAACCUUGAGUUCUUUCUUCCUAGUGCCGGUCACUCACCGAACUUCACUUUCCCUUUAGUUACUAGUUGCCUGGCGAGAAGCUCGUGUGCUAAUAACAUGUGAGGUUUCUAUUUCUUUUUUCUAGUUGAUGCCUGGAAGCACCCGAACUGAAAUGGGUCGAUUGUUUGAUUGAAAUGUGUAAUUUAUGCCCAUCCUGGUGCUCGUGAACUAAUGCAGAAUAACAUGAUUUGAUUUGAUUUCUCUGGUUA